AUGCCUGUCAACAAUCAAGAAUAUUUUGUCUUACUCAGUUUCUUCUUUGAUUUCAAAAACGGUGCGAUCCAAUAUUCAAGAAACGACAUCAAAGUAUUACAUUCUGAAUGCAACUUUAAUAAUAACACGCGUACAGAUCGUGGCGGCAGUGUUUAUUUUGAGUGCAACAGUUCUUUUGUUCAAAACAAAAUUUGUUCUUUAUCUUCACAAACAACUGUUACUGGUUCAGAAGGGGGUCAUCACUCCUUUUCAAAUAGUAAAGAUUCAAGCAAACUAAAUUUUUUCUAUUAUUCAUCAAUUUGUCUUUGUGGAAAUGAAAAAUCAGUGAAAACAAUAUCUUUAUUCAACGGAAAUAUUUCUGUUCGAUCAACAAAUAUCAGUCAAUGUACAGCAUAUGCUGUUUCGGGAUACGGACUGCAUCCAUUAACAGAUACAACAGUUUCAUUUUGUACAAUUGAAAAUACAACAUGCAAACCUGAUCACAUUGUAUUAGGUCAUUAUCAAUAUAAACCACAUUUUGUUUCUUUUUGCAACAUUUUGAAUAACAAACAGAGUACAACAGAAUUUGGAAUGAUUUAUUGUAAUAUAGUUAUAACAAUUGAAAACUGUUCUAUAUUUGGAAAUGAAGGUCCAUCAGGAUUUAGACUUUUUUCCAUUGACUUUGGAUAUUCAUUUACAGUUAAAAACAGUUAUGUUCAGAGUUCUCCAUCUAUUCCAAAUGGAAUUACUACUGAAAAUAUCAAAGCAGAAGAAAAAUAUUUAACUUUAUCUCAUUUAUCUACAUCUAAAUGCGAAGCUCUAAUUCCUAUAGUUAAUAAUGAUGACAAUAAAAUAAUAAAAGAAGAAGAUGACACAUUUAAUCCAGAAUAUGUUAAAUUUAUUCAAUCAUUAUUUGUUCCUUUAUCAUCUCCUAAUAUCACAUCAACUUAG
Messenger RNA from Trichomonas vaginalis G3, 930 nucleotides. RefSeq lists its product as uncharacterized. Lineage: Eukaryota; Parabasalia; Trichomonadida; Trichomonadidae. The record is from RefSeq and is a predicted model, not a curated record. The coding region runs from base 1 to 930 and encodes 309 amino acids. The transcript has a single exon.